CUUCCAGUCCGUAUUUAUAGGAAGUUUAAAAUUUAAAAAAAAAUGAUUUCAGUUUUAGUUUGGUGCAACGCAUAUUUUUGUCAGAUUCAACACAGCCUUAUUUAUGAUGCAUGCAUGUUUUAUGCCCCGAACUAUAUAAAACCAAAUAUUUCGAAGAAUCAAAUGGCUUUUUGAUCCGCGCCCAACUUUCUCGUCACUUACAUGCACUUCAUUAAGCCACCAUCUGUCGUGUUCACGGGAUAACAUCGACGAUUAUCAACCUGUUGCUAUAACAGUAUAUUAUAGUAUAUUUUAUAUAUUGAGGAUUGCCACGCAUAUAUCUUUAUUAUGUUGUCCACUGGAUAUUUUUGUUUUUUAUCAUUAACCAUAUUAAAAACUUUGAAGGAAGCAGUUUGUCAACUAAGAGGGGUGGAAGCGGGGGACAAUCUAUCCUCCCCGCAAUACGUCACACCUUACCUGGAAGAUGUUAAGGAAACCUUUAUUAUGGCUGUGGAGCACACCUGUCUAUUGAUUGCGGGGAUAUUAAUGCUUAUCACCAUUAUAAUUCUGAUAGUGGGAACCAUCAUAGUCUCGUGCUGUUCUCGCGAUGACGAGAUCGACUACAGAAUGAUACCCCAGGGGGAUUGGCACCCGGAACAUCUGGACUAUGAUAACAUUUUAGACCUAUUACAAAGUAUUCAAAAAAGCAAAAAAUUUCAAAAUUUACAGGAAUUUUUAGCCCAAAAAAACAUUUAGUUCAUUUGAAUGACAGCUGAUGUAAAUUUCAGACCGAGUUUAUGCAUACAUCAUCUUCAUCAUAACGAAAAAAUGGGAUUGGAGACUUUGCAAAUGUCCUUCCAAGUGAAUCCAUGCAGCUUCCAUUUUCUCAGGGAUUUAUAAACUUGUUCCUGAAACCUCUUCCAGGUUGUUUUUCAUUCCUCCGAGGAAAAAACUGAGUUAUGUGUGUAAGGCUCAUAAGCUGAUACUUUAUAACAACAAUUAUGUUGGCAUUCCAUACAUUUGGUAAUGCUGAACAGAAAUCCAUUCCCUUGGUGCUUUAGCUAGGUUAAAUGUAUUGUAAGAGUGAUUUUUUUCUUGUUAAAUUUCUAUAUAUGUACUAGCAAAAUUUUAAAUUUUUUUAUUUGUUUUAUAUGCUACAUUAUAUUGUGAUGUAGAAAUAAAUAAUUGAUAUAUUUAUAAUUAUAUGCAACUGUUAUAUAGUCAGCAUAAUAUAUCAGGUUUUCUGGACCUUGGAGUGAGGUACAGAGUUUCAAUUGAAUGUAGGUAGGGGUUAACAACAAAUAUGGGAAAUUACGAGCUUUAUAUGGCCUAAGUGUUUGGUCCAAUAUUGAUAACAAUGAUAUGUAAGUUGUUUAAAUCGGACGGUGCUGACCGUAGCCGGAAGUUUGUUUUGUUUUCUAUUUUAAUAUAUAUAAUUGUUAUGAUUUACUACAUGUAAAUUGUUUUAUUGAAAAAAUCAAGUCAAUAAAUACCAUUUGUUACAAA
Molecule: messenger RNA, 1485 nt
Organism: Saccostrea cuccullata (small rock oyster)
Lineage: Eukaryota; Metazoa; Mollusca; Bivalvia; Ostreida; Ostreidae
Exons: 3
Coding region: 328-735 (135 amino acids)
Source: RefSeq, a predicted model, not a curated record